AUGGCGCCCCAACCCGAAAAGAGUCAAUUGAAACGCGCUCUGCAAUCCGCCGGCGAGCAAGAUACCGAGUACAAGAAGCCGCGCACCGAGCAAGUCGCUGCUGACAAAGGCCCCGAGACGCCGCUGAAGGUUCACAACGCCGCUUUUCCCUCGCCCAUCACCCAGGGUGGCUCUACCACGACCGAUGUCUCCAAGGAGGGCACCGCAACACCGCCGCCCAGAAGCACCGACGAUGCCUCGCAGGUGGCGAGCAAAGGACCCGUCGAGACCUCGCAACGUAACGGCCUAUCAUCGCCACCCUCAGAUACCCAGCCGUACUCGCAAUUCCUAUACCCGCCCGGCCCCUGGUAUGAGGUGCAGGACGAGGAGGCCGAAGGUGUCUGGGGAUAUUUGGUGCCCAUGGAUGACAAGUUCGGAGACGUUCUGGUGCUGAGGAAGCGCAGUGCGUGCCCUCUACCUAACCCACCACCUCUACCAUCCGGGAAGGCAGUAAUGAGGAGGGGGUCCCUGGAGAAGCAGGAAGAAAAGUACGAAGAGAAGAAGCAGCACGAUGGCAUCCCAGCUGGUGGAUACCUGAUCGGCAGACAUCCUGAAUGCGAUCGUGUCAUUAAGUCGUCGCUGGCAGUCUCGAACCGUCACUGCCUUCUUUUCCUGGAACACAAGGGCGGUGGCGCCGUUGCGGUGCUUGAGGAUCUUUCGGCCAAUGGGACUUUCGUCAACGAUGCAAUCGUCGGUCGAAACAAACGCCGAGAACUCCAUGAGGGUGACCAAAUCCACAUUGUCGACGAAGCCAAGUGCAUGUUCCGUUACCCGCGCAGCCAGCGUGCAACAAACGGCUUCAGCGAGCAAUACAGCGUUCAGGAGCAGCUUGGCAAGGGCCACUUUGCAUCUGUCUACCUCUGCAUCGAAAAGUCCAGUGGGAUGCGGUUUGCCGUCAAGAAGUUCGAGAAACGCGGUGGUCCUUCUGAACGCUCGAGGGUGGAGGGUCUGCAGCAGGAAAUUGCCGUCUUGAUGAGCGUUAGCCACCCCUCGCUCUUGUGCCUCAAAGACACGUUUGACGAGGCGGAUGGCGUUUACCUUGUGUUGGAACUGGCUCCGGAAGGAGAGCUCUUCAAUUGGAUCGUGAUGAAGCAGAAGCUGAGCGAGGAAGAGACAAGAAAGGUCUUCGUGCAGCUGUUCCAAGGAGUCAAAUACCUGCACGAGCGCAACAUUGUGCACCGCGACAUCAAGCCGGAGAACAUCCUCCUGGUGGACAAGAACCUGAAUAUCAAACUUGCCGACUUUGGUCUUGCGAAGAUCAUUGGGGAGGAGUCGUUCACGACGACGCUCUGCGGCACGCCGAGCUACGUUGCGCCCGAGAUCCUUGAGUCGUCUAACCAUCGCCGUUAUACCCGUGCUGUGGACGUUUGGUCCCUCGGCGUCGUCCUCUACAUUUGUCUCUGCGGAUUCCCGCCGUUCUCCGACGAGCUUUAUAACCAAGAGAAUCCCUACACCUUGUCUCAACAGAUCAAACUGGGCAGAUUUGACUACCCCAGCCCGUACUGGGACUCCGUUGGCGACCCCGCUCUGGAUCUGAUUGACAAGAUGUUGACGGUCGAUGUCAACAAGCGCAUUACCAUUGACGAGUGUCUUGAGCACCCAUGGACCCGCAAUGCCUGUGGCCCUAGCGCAAGCAUUGACUCAACCGAUGGCUUGACGGGAGCUUUGGGCAAUCUCGAUUUUGCCAAGCGCAAAGUCCAACGCGAGCGAACACUGUUGAGCAGCAUUAACGACGUAAAGGUCAGCAAAGUGGUGGAGCUUGCAAGUGAUGCCCCGCCGCUCAAGAUCUACGAGAAGAAUGGGAGCGGUUCGCGAAUCAAGUCACCGGCAAAGGCGAGCAAGGCCAAGAAAGCCAACAAGGAGGACACGCCGUCGGAAAACAGAAACGCAGAGGAAUUCAUGGAGAUGGGCGGUAAGGGCGACGAGACGCUGUUCGGCAACGAUGAGACGAGCAAGUACCCCGGGGCCUGA
This is a messenger RNA of Lasiodiplodia theobromae, 2010 nucleotides long. Its product is annotated as Serine threonine protein kinase. The transcript has 4 exons. The coding region runs from base 1 to 2010 and encodes 669 amino acids. The record is from RefSeq and is a predicted model, not a curated record. Gene Ontology annotation, cellular component: nucleus. Gene Ontology annotation, molecular function: protein binding; ATP binding; protein serine/threonine kinase activity. Gene Ontology annotation, biological process: protein phosphorylation; mitotic DNA damage checkpoint signaling. Lineage: Eukaryota; Fungi; Ascomycota; Dothideomycetes; Botryosphaeriales; Botryosphaeriaceae.